Leptosia nina is the source of this 3261-nucleotide messenger RNA. NCBI's taxonomy places the organism in Eukaryota, Metazoa, Arthropoda, Insecta, Lepidoptera, Pieridae. The record is from the annotation of a GenBank genome assembly.
AUGCAUAACGUACGACCUCUAGAAAUAACGCCACCGCACAGAAGUCGUUCGUCUUCUUGGUCAUCAUGGCGAAGGUAUGCCAAUUUGCGCCCGGAACCGCGGUUCUCCUUGCAAUAUCAGACUGAUGAAAAUAGCUUCCUACUUCGACUGAAGAUAAUAGGAGCUUAUUCAUUGGCAAAGAAAGAUAUAUUUGGGGCUAGUGAUCCAUAUGUGCGUGUUGAGCUGCAGAAAGUUGAUGGAGAUGUUACAGUUGAGACAUUUCUAACCAAGACCAAGAAAAGGACUUUAAAUCCAGUAUGGAAUCAGGAGUUCGUAUUUCGAGUAAAGCCCCAAGAACAGAAACUGCUCAUCCAAGUGUUCGACGAGAAUCGCCUAACACGUGAUGACUUCCUCGGGAUGGCUGAAGUGCCGCUGGCGAAUACUCCUUUCGAGUCCGCUGCGAAUGCAAGACCAGCGAUCACUAAGUACCCAUUGCGCCCGCGCAGGUCCGUUGCUCGUUCGCGCGUCCGCGGCUACAUAGAGAUAUAUCAUGCGCUGGUGGGCAGAGUGGGCCAAGACGAGGGCGAGGGCGAGGGCGAGUCCACCGGCCCGCCAGAAGACUGGGAGAUGGUGGAACCGGCCCCACAAGUGGGAAACGUUCAACCGGUGUUUGCGGGAUCAGUGCCAUCUAUAACUGGGGAUGAUGACUGGGAGUUGAUCGACUCGUCGCACUUGCCCGUUACGAUUGGUGGUGACCCACUUCCGGCGGGCUGGGAGGAAAGGCAGGAUGCGAACGGUCGCACGUACUAUGUCAACCACGCGGCUCGGUCUACGCAGUGGGAGCGGCCUACAUUCACCCGCAACAUGAGCACAGAGUCUCAAGCGGAGCGCAUGGAGACGGCGGCGACUGAAUUUCAGCGUCGGUUUCACAUUUCGGCCGACGACGAACAAAACCAAACGAACACCCAGCCGCAGGAGGAAGCAAACAAUAGACCAGCUGAAAAUAGCCCCGACACGACCGACUUAAGUACCGGAAUUCCAGUGGAAACAGAUGAGAAUAGACCGGAAAAUUCCACGGAAGUCACUCCAUAUUCUACGCCGGUCCUCACUCCAGUGAUGGAAAAUACCGAUCCCAUUCCUGAUUCUACUAAUGUCUGUGAUACUAAUGUAAGCGAUAAUCAAAACGAAGAAAAUGACUUAGUCUGUGCUAAUGAUACGACUGAAACUGAAGAAAAUGAGCAAGGAGAACAAGAAAGUAAUUUAGUGACAGACGUAGCUGCAUCGUGUGCAGCAAAUGCUGAAGCAUCGACUGUAGACACCGAAAAUGUUAGCGAUAGUGAAAUAGAUAAUAAUAUAGAAACCGUUGAUGCUAAUACAAAUGACAAUACACCUAGCACGCCGAGAGCUAAUUUGUCCGCGAGUAGUAGCCAAGAUAGUUCCGCCACUGACACCCUAGAAAUCGAAUUAAGGCCAGUAGAGGAGAUAAUCAUAACUAGUCCUGACGAAACUCAAGAGGAGAUAGAUAGAGUUAAUUGCGUUGACAAUGGAGAGGGAGGCGGAAGAGAAGAGAGUCGAGACGAAGGGAGUCGAGAGGAACUAACUGUCGAGUCGGCAGAGUCUUUGACGUUUGAUGAGAACCACUUUAGCACGCCGACAGGGGGGCUGACACCCGAGAGGCGCCCGUCGUCGGGGAGAAGAUCUUCGACGGACAGACGUAGACGACGGACGACGGCAAGCUCUAUGAGCUCAGAGGACGAGUCUGAUGGUUCUUCGGAGAGUACUCGAAGCAGCAGCGCGAGCAGCACGCAGAGUCAAAAUUUACCAAACAGUGAUGGUCUACCCCUCGGCUGGAGCAUGCAACGGGCACCGAAUGGAAGAAUAUUCUUCAUCGACCAUAAUAAUAAAACGACCACCUGGGUGGAUCCAAGAACAGGUUGUGCGUCCAGCUUGCCAAGUGCAGUACAAGCGAGCGCGGGAGCUGAAGCUGAUGAGUUAGGGCCUCUGCCUGAAGGUUGGGAGGAGCGCGUGCAUACUGAUGCCAGGAUAUUCUUCAUCGAUCAUAACACUCGCACUACUCAGUGGGAGGACCCGAGACUCUCCAACCCGCAGAUAGCUGGUCCAGCAGUUCCAUACUCCAGAGACUAUAAACGCAAGUACGAGUACCUCAAGAGUCAGCUGCGCAAACCGAGUAACGUUCCAAACAAGUUCGAGAUAAAAGUCCGUCGGAAUUCGAUUCUGGAAGAUUCUUACCGCAUCAUUAGCUCCGUUAGUAGAGUCGAUCUUCUCAAGACGAAACUUUGGGUUGAGUUCGAAUCGGAAGUGGGAUUAGAUUAUGGCGGUUUGGCGCGAGAGUGGUUCUUCUUACUGUCGAAGGAGAUGUUCAAUCCGUACUACGGCCUCUUCGAGUAUUCGGCCAUGGACAACUAUACACUGCAAAUCAAUCCGAACAGUGGCGUCUGUAACGAGGAGCAUUUGAACUACUUCAAGUUCAUCGGCCGCGUCGCCGGUAUGGCUGUGUACCAUGGGAAGUUGCUUGAUGCAUUCUUUAUCCGUCCAUUCUACAAGAUGAUGCUGGGCAAACCCAUUGAUCUCCAGGACAUGGAGUCCGUCGAUUUGGAGUACUACAACUCACUUAUGUGGAUACGGGAUAAUGACCCUUCUGAACUGUACUUAACAUUUGCGGUCGAUGAAGAGCAGUUCGGCAAGACUUAUCAGCGAGAGUUGAAGCCCAAUGGUGCGAAUAUUUCUGUUGAUGAUGAAAACAAGGACGAGUAUAUAAAGUCUGUGAUAGAGUGGCGCUUUGUACGACGCGUCCAAGAACAAAUGAAUGCAUUCCUUGAGGGUUUCGGUGCUUUGGUGCCACCUGCGCUGCUGAAGAUCUUCGACGAGCACGAGCUAGAGUUGCUGCUGUGCGGAAUCCAGCGGAUCGAUGUGCGCGACUGGCGUGCCAACACCCUGUAUAAGGGAGACUAUCACGCGAACCAUCUCGUGGUGCAAUGGUUUUGGAGGGUGGUAUUAUCCUUCUCCAACGAGAUGAGAUCUCGACUUCUUCAAUUCGUGACGGGGACAUCUCGCGUGCCCAUGAACGGCUUCAAAGAGCUGUAUGGCUCCAAUGGACCCCAACUUUUCACGAUCGAGAAAUGGGGCUCACCUGAAAACUACCCUCGGGCACAUACAUGUUUCAACCGUAUCGAUCUGCCGCCGUACGAGAGCUACCAACAACUCCGGGAGAAGCUCAUCAAAGCGAUCGAGGGCUCGCAAGGCUUUGCCGGCGUGGACUGA